CUCAGACACAAUAACACCCCUGGUUCCCCAUCCUCGUAGGAGCUGGUGUGAGGGCUGCCUGCUGCCGCCCCUCCAUUAGCCACAGCUAUUGGAUUUCCCACCCAGAAUCUUUAGUAAAUGAGAUCAUGAUUCUGGAAGGAAGUGGUGUAAUGAAUCUCAACCCCAGCAACAACCUCCUCCACCAGCAGCCAGCCUGGACAGACAGCUACCCCAUGUGCAAUGUUUCCAGUGGGUUUUUUGGAGGCCAGUGGCAUGAAAUCCAUCCUCAGUAUUGGACCAAGUACCAGGUGUGGGAGUGGCUCCAGCACCUCCUGGACACCAACCAGCUGGACGCCAGCUGCAUCCCUUUCCAGGAGUUUGAUGUCAACGGCGAGCACCUGUGCAACAUGACUUUGCAGGAGUUCAUCCGGGCGGCGGGGACAGCGGGGCAGCUCCUUUACAGCAACUUGCAGCAUCUCAAGUGGAACGUCCCAUGCAGUAGUGACCUGUUCCAGUCCACACCCAAUGUCAUUGUCAAGACCGAACAAACGGACCCUUCCAUCAUGAACACUUGGAAAGAAGAAAACUAUUUAUAUGACACCAACUAUGGUAGCACAGUAGAUUUAUUGGACAGCAAAACUUUCUGCCGGACCCAGAUCUCCAUGACAACCACCAAUCACCUUCCUGUAGCAGAAUCACCUGACACGAAGAAGGAGCAAGACCACCCUGCCAAGCCCCACACCAAAAAGCACAAUCCACGAGGGACCCACUUAUGGGAAUUCAUCCGCGACAUCCUCCUGAACCCAGAUAGGAAUCCAGGGUUAAUCAAGUGGGAAGACAGGUCGGAGGGCAUCUUCAGGUUCUUGAAAUCGGAGGCUGUGGCUCAGCUCUGGGGUAAAAAGAAAAACAAUAGUAGCAUGACCUACGAAAAGCUCAGCCGAGCCAUGAGAUACUACUACAAAAGAGAAAUUCUGGAACGUGUGGAUGGGCGAAGACUGGUAUAUAAAUUUGGGAAGAAUGCACGCGGAUGGAGAGAAAAUGAGAACUGACACUGGGAACACAAACCAAAACAUUCCCCAUAUCCUAACAAGCCAAGCUCCUGGACGUAAAUGUUUCAAAGACUACUUUUCUCUGAUAUUUAUGUACCAGGAGGGGGAGAAAAAAAAAUCUACUUCUAACGGGAGAAGGAACACUACAGUUGAUAAAAUUAUUUUGUUACUUUGAAGUAUAUCCUAUGUGGGGAACAAACGUACACAGUUUUCUGUGAACUAUGAUGCUGUAUGUGGUUUCAUGUUUUUGCCUCUAUUGUGAAGUUGUUUCCAUUGCAAGAAGAAUGGGGAUCGCGGCCUGUGCUUCUUGCUAAGAGAAAAGGAAAAGAAGUCAGAGGGCAUUAAAUAUUUUUAUAUGCAAAUGAUUUAGGAAAAGAUAACGUGUCCUUCGCUCGCACAUAAGCAUCCAUGUGGCCUCACCGAGAGAGGUGGGCAUGGUUGCUAGGAUGAACCCCAGGGUCUCACAUGGACGAGAUGAACCAGAGGAUGCUGGGAAGUUUAACCUGCCCCUUAGGAGCCACUGAGUGGAGAAUGAAGACUACCAAAAUCCAGGUGGACUGUAAUCACUGCAUAAUCACAUGACUUGCAAUGUUUAAAUCAGCGAGAAGAAUAAUGGUGGGGGCUUUUUACUCAUUCAGGAGUGAUUUCCCUGAUGCCAAGGCCCUCUUCCUUCCUCCCUCUUGGAUGAUUGGUGAACAACUUCAAUGACCACUUCUGCUAACUUCUAGUUAUUUAAGAAAGGGGCCAGUCUUGAUUAUCUUUAUCCCAAUUCCUUAAAAAUAAAUGGGAAAAAAGAGGUGGUGAUGAGUUUGCUCUUGUAUUCCUAUUGUCUAUGGUUUCUCAGUUGGCACAAUUGGCGUUUUUGGUUGAAUAAUUCUUUGUUGUGCAUUCUUUGGCUGUCCUGUGCAUUGCUGGAUGUUUAGCAGUAUCUAUGACCUCUAUCCACUAGAAGUAUAGAAGUGGUGAUAACCAAAAAUGCCUUCGGGCAUUUCCAAACGUGCCUUGUGGGGCAGGGGGUGAGGGGACAAAACUGACUUUGAUUGAGAAUCACUGAUUUAGUCAGUCACGAUGGAGAUGGUGAUUUAUUCUCAGAACAACAAGAUAUAUAAGAUCCUUUAGUUCCUAGGAAGGAGCAAAAGCAAGACUUCAAAGUCAGCCUAUUUUUAACUUUUAAAGUAUUAGGGACCAUGGAUUUAAAUAUCUAGAGGGACUUCUUUUCAGAACCCCAGAUGAGAGCCCAAGUCAGGUACAUUGAAUAAGGUAAUGUAGCAAGAACUGAAAGAAGACAUUUUCACUGGAAUUAUAAAACAGAGUAAAAAUUAUAUUGUAGAAGAAAAUGCUGAGAGAAAAAAGUGAGAGAGAGAGAGAGAGAUGAGAGAGAUGAGAGAGAGAGAAGAAAGUUAGUUCCAGGGAAAAUAUUCUUUGCAGAUGUUAAUUCUUAUAGUCUUUCCUCUUUUGGAUCAUCUUUUUUCUAUCUUGUAUGAAUCCAUCCCAAAGUGAAUGGUAUGUAGUUUAGAUGUGCAACUAGAGGAGUGUUAUUUAAAAAAGACCUAGAAAAGAAAGGAAGGAUGUAAGAGAAAAAACAGCAAACAGCUAAGAGCUAUGGUAAGUAAGGAAUUGGAGACUUCUUCAAUGAUGGGAUUGUUUGGGGUACCUGGAGAUUUAGCACUGGGUCCUGUAAUCUGGGAGGACUGUGAGCCUGCAGGCAUGUCGCAAAUGGAUUUGAACAUCCACAUCCUUUUUGCAACUUUUCUUUUUGGCUCCCUGUGUCCUUGGCUUUCUCCUCCCUACUGCCUCUCUUAAGCAAUAGCAUGGGGCUGAAGAUAUGUACCAAUAAGAGGGAGUGGACUUCAUCAACUAAUGUGUCCCCUGCCACUGUGUCUUACCCAGCAGAGGCGAACAAUUCUUAGUCAAAGUUAUAAAGUGUUUGUCGUGUAUUCAGAAGGCUAGAAGUAAGAAUUAACACUGUGUCCUAAUUAUAAUGACGACCAUUAUGAAUGGUGACCUUGGCAUACUAGGGUAUUGAGAUGAAUGACCUUCUGAAGGUACAGCCAAGUCCAUUUUUAGUUCUGCCUGGCUUGAUCACCUCCACAAAGGUGUUACUUAGUGUUGUUAAGUAACAGUUACUGAGGAAACAGAGAGAAACAACAGUUGGCAGCCCAGAUCUGAGACGUUCCUGCAUAAACGACACACAUUGCUUUCCAAGCCAGGCUAAGAACUAUGAGGCCUCCCCGACAUUUAACAGUACUUCACAGAAUGGAUUAAAUAUCUAGAUAUUUUAAUUGGUGUAAAUGCCUGAAUGUGUACGUCUGAAUCGUGUGAAGAUCGUAGGGGUAGCUGCUAAUCCUCCCUUUGCUAUCCCUUCCUUGGCUUUGCCUGUUCUUCAGCUAAGAUGGCUAGCCUUCUCUCUGAGUUUACACUUCCCUAAACCUCUAAGUUUCUCACAUUCCUCCAAGUUCGUCCUUUCAGCAUUCUCCCCAUAAAAGGGCAACCGUUGCUAGGUAGCAGAUGAGUCUGGGGAGCACCAACCGAAACAGUUCUAAUGAUAAUUAGCAGCCUGUGUUAUUUCUCAAAAGUGAUGAUUUCUUGGCAC
Messenger RNA from Pteronotus mesoamericanus, 3621 nucleotides. RefSeq names its product ETS homologous factor (gene EHF). Gene Ontology annotation, biological process: regulation of transcription by RNA polymerase II; cell differentiation. Gene Ontology annotation, molecular function: DNA-binding transcription factor activity, RNA polymerase II-specific; sequence-specific DNA binding. Gene Ontology annotation, cellular component: nucleus. The record is from RefSeq and is a predicted model, not a curated record. The transcript is spliced from 9 exons. The coding region runs from base 126 to 1028 and encodes 300 amino acids. Lineage: Eukaryota; Metazoa; Chordata; Mammalia; Chiroptera; Mormoopidae.